UAAUGCUUUAUGCACCAUGGUGUGGUCAUUGUAAGAAUUUGAUACCAGUGUUGGAUAAAUUGGCAGAUUAAGUAGAUUACAAAUUUAUUGCAAUUGAUUGGUAUUCAAAAAGAUAAUCAAAUUAGUGUUACAAAUCCUGAUACAAAGAAAAGAUUUGGAGUUAAGGGAUAUCCUACUCUAUUAUACAUCAAGGAUAAUAAGACAUAUAAAUUUUAAGGAUAAAGAACACCUGAAUUAAUAAUAAAGUUUAUUGAAGAAGAUUAUUUACAAUCAAAGGAAAUAAAUGAAAUUCCAAAAUAUGAGCCUUACAAAGAAAAUUUUAUUGAUAAAUAUUUCAAUAAUGUUUGGAUAUUUGUAAAGAAUAAAAUUAUAUAUUUAUUAGAUAGCAGUAAUUGUAUUAACAGGUUUAACAAUCUUUGUAACAAUCUUAUGUAUCAAUGAUUGCAAAGAGAAUAGAAAAUUGGAUAAAAUAGAAAAGGAACUUUAAGAGAAAAAGAAGGAAAAUUGAA
Messenger RNA from Paramecium pentaurelia, 509 nucleotides. The record is from the annotation of a GenBank genome assembly. Lineage: Eukaryota; Ciliophora; Oligohymenophorea; Peniculida; Parameciidae.